UCAGAUAUGGCCUGGCAAGCAUUGGAUCAGGCGUCCUAUGUCUGUCGCAGCCCCUGCUCAGCUGUGGGUAUCAGUCCUGCCCGGCUUGCAGCAUUGUGGAGGACGCUUUGUGCUGCAGAAGGAGACCGCCAAUGACAAGCCGCUGUGGAAGAAAGCAGACGACGAGGUCUGGAUCUAUGCGAACAAGUCGGGCCAUUGGUGUUUUGGUGGGCCAGAUGCAAAGUUGCAUAACUUUGACUACAACCGGUGCUACCUGUACCUGAAGGAUGCCGAGCUGCCCAGCUCCUUGUGCUUGUGGCAAGCCUGGAACGGGGCGCGCGGAUGCUGGGCGCAGACCAGCUUGUGUGUCUCGGAAGCGCCGCAGCCGCCGCCGGGGCAAUGCCAGGCUCUGGCGGCCGGGGAGGUGGCGCAGCUCCGCGCCUGGGCGGAGCGCCAGCGCAGGAAGCGCGACUGGUGGCUCCCCCCGGCGCCGCCCGAGCUGCCGGAGCAGCCGCAAACGGAGCAGAUGGAGCAGAUGGAGCAGAGGGCCACAAGCCUUGCGCAGCUGGGAAUUGACCUUGCGUCGCCACUGUUUGAAGAACGGGGGCAGACCCUGCUCAUGCUGGGGGCAGAGCAGGGCUGGUUGCAGCUGUGCAGACACCUUUGCACUGCGACAUCUGCCUCAAGGCUUGCAGCCUACCUGAAUGCACAAGAGGACGAGUCUGGUUACACGGCCCUGUUCUAUGCUGUCCGCGCUGGCCACGCGGAGGUGGCGCGUUUACUGCUGGACGCCAAGGCGUCGCCCAACGUGGAGACUUCGCGGUCGCGGACCACGCCGCUUCUGCUGGCGCUGCAGCGCCGCGAGGCGUCGCUGGUGCAGCAGCUGAUGGCGUGCCGGGCGGACGUGCCCGGCAAGCCCGAGGACCUUGCAGACACGGAGGAGAUGCGGCUUUUGCUAACUGCCCCGGCACGCAACAUUCGGCGGCGGCUGGUCAUCUACACAUCAGAGGACCAGAUCGGCAUCCAGUGGUUUGAGACAAAGGGCGUCAUGCUCGUCCGAUCCUUGCGCCCAGAAGAGAAGGCGAGUCAGGCAGGAGUACGGCCUGGGUGGGUGCUGCUGACUGUAGAUGGUGCUGCGCCAAAGUCUGCGCCUGUGCCACCGGUGGAGCUGGAGUUUCAGCGGCCGCUGCAGCUGCCUGACGACUUCUGGCAGCGUCAUCUUGCGGAGAUGAUCGAUGCAAAUCGAUGCACAUCGAUGCACAUCGAUGCAAAUGCCUGCCUUGUGCCCAAGAGCAAGGGCAAGGGCAAGGGCAAGGAGGCAGAGGAGGCAGAGGCAAAGCGUCAGCGGGUGGAAGCCUGGAUGGAGUGUGAGCCUUGGGAAUACAAGAAUGAGAACUACGAGGCAUACUACCGGCGCCAGGGUAUUUGCUCGGAGGAGGAGUUCUUGAAGAUGCUGGAGUCGCUUCGCACAGGGCUUCCCGUUGCGAUUCGGGUCAACCGGUUGCGCCUGGGCGCGGCUUCGCUGCGCGAGCGCCUGGAAGAGCUGGCGGCCUUCAGCGGCGCCCCGAGACUCCGCGUCGCAUCGGAGCCGGAGCCGGACGAGUCGGACGAGUCGGAAGACUUGGCUUCAAGCGAUGCCUCAGGCGACGACAUGCAGUGCUACGCCCCGCAGAAGCUCACCUGGCGCGCGAUCGGAGUUCGGAAGGAAUCUGGUUGCACGGUCACAUUUUGGCAAGAUGCGCUCAUGGAGCAUGGAAGUGGCUCAACAGCACGGUGCCGCUGCAACACGACACUGGAUCAAGGAGAAUUACGAUCGGUCUAG
Molecule: messenger RNA, 1801 nt
Organism: Effrenium voratum
Lineage: Eukaryota; Dinophyceae; Suessiales; Symbiodiniaceae
Source: the annotation of a GenBank genome assembly